GAUGAUACAACUUCAAGAAGUACAUCAAGAACAGGAAGAACAACAACAACAGAUUCAACAAAAUCAUCAUGCCUUUAAUAAUGAAGAUAUUUUAAACCAAAUUAAAGCCUCUGUUCAUAAUUUAUAUGAAUUUAAAACGAAAUAUUUAAAUCAAUGGGCUGAUAAAUAUGGUGUAUUAAAUGAUUCAAUGCUUGAAUCAUGGAUGCAAAGUGAUACAAUCUGUUCAAUGAUCAAUGAAUCCUGUGAAUUAAUGAAUAAGAAAAAUGAAUUAGUUCAAUUGAAAUUUGAACAGACAAUAUCUAUGCUAAAGGCAUAUGAAUCAAUAUUCACGCAUACAUCAUCAGUAUCUUCGUUACAAAAAGCAGAGUUUUGUUAUCAAUAUGGUAGAGCCUAUAAUGCAAUUGACUCAGACAUGUAUACUGGAAAUCUUCACGAUACCGAGGAGAAUGAUUUAACCUGUCAAGCAAUUCAAUGGUUGACGAAGGCGUUGAAAUUCAACCCCCAGCAUACUGAUGCUUGGUGUGAAUUAGGUGAUUCAUGUUGGCGACAAGGUGAUCCUGUACAGGCUGCCAGUCAUUUUCGUCAAGCGUUAAAAAUUGAUCCUAAACACAUAGAAGCUCUUUGCCAGUUAUCAAUGGUAUUACGUCAACUGCCUCCUCCUCCGCCUCCCAGUCGUCCUGUUAAUAUUAACAAUGCAAGAACAUCAACAGCAACAACAGCAGCAGCAAAGCAGGCUGAAUCGACUACAGAAUCUUCUUCUGUCUUCAGUCAAUCUGUAGAUCUAGCACAUUCAGCGGUUAGUCAUCAACCGACAAAUGGUUUUGCAUGGUCUGUACUUGGCAAUGCAUUAUUGAUUAUGUUUUUCAAAAAUUUCGGUUCCAUGACAACGCCUCAGUCGCAGGCGUCAUCAUCAUCAUCAAAUAAACAAGCGCUAUCACAAACUGAUAAUAAUAACACCAGUUGUAAUAAUAAUAAUAAAAGUAUGAGUGGAUCAACAGUAACAAAGACUUCAACGACGACGACGACGCCAACAGCAACAUCAUCAUCACCAUCUUCAUGUCAAGUUAUUAUGAAUCGAUGUCUAGCGGCGUAUUCACAAGCAGCUAAGGAUCGUUCAACAGCCUUAGAACCAAGUUUUCAUUAUAAUCGAGGUUUAGCUUGGCAUUACCGGGAUAUGUUUGGCAAAACACUGACAUGUUGGCUUCAGGCUGUUUGCUUGGAUCCAGACUGGCCUGCACCACAAAAUUGUAUUAAACGUAUCAUUAAAUUUAUUCUAGAAUGGAAGACAUUUAUGCAACAGUUGUCUGAAAUUCAUUCCUGCACUGAUAGUUGUUCUAUGGAGAAGAAAUCGUCGGACCAACGGCAACCACCACCAGAACAACAACAACAACGACAAGAAAUCGAUGAAUUCAUUGUUCCCUUGAAUCCGCUUACUAAGCUAUUAACUGUAAGCACUAAGGAGAAUUCUGAUUGGUCAGCCAAAAACGGCGAUAAUCAGACUAACCAAUCAUCGCCGAAUAAUGAUGAUGAUAAUAAUAAGUUGACCUUGGAUAUCAAAGAUAAAACUGCAUUGAAUCGUUUAUUGGGACCUUGUUGUCCGCUGAUCAACAACAGUGUGGUUGACCAGCAUGAUGACAAUUCGGUGGCGAAUAUGAAACAGAAAGGCAGUGACAAAACCAACAACAGCAACAACAAGAAGAAGAAGCGAUUAAAAUCUGCGAAACAUGCCAACAGUUCGAGUAAUACUUUGACUAAUUCUAAUGAACUUAGGCUGUUAACUUCUGUAAUUGACACCAGUCAGAUACACGUUGGUCUGUUCAAAGAUUUACAGAUAGGGUUGAACAAGAAUACAGUAUGUGUUGGACGUGUCUAUGCUGAAUUGCCUGCUGACACGGAUUUGGCAAGAAAUUUUCUCCUUGUCGAUGCUUAUGGUAUGCCUUUCACUGUUCGAGUGUACAAUAUUGGAAAGGGUAAAGGACCAAUUCGUAAAGAUAUCAUCGUUAUACCGAAUCCGUUUGUUGAAGAGAUAUUCAUUGAAGGCUUUAUCCUGCAUUCAUGUAUAACUGCUUUAUCAAAGUUAGAUAGUAAAUAUCUGUCUGAGGAUAUAAUCAAUAAACUAGCAAAUCUUAACAAAGACACUGACACCACCACUGAAAGUGAUAAUAUGAAAGAAUCUGAUUUCACUUCAGUGCCUCCUUCUCAUCUUUCAUCAAAUAGUACAGCCGAUCUCCACAUUCGUCUUAUACGUAUUCCACUUCCAGAUCUUCUUGUAGUUAAUGGUCAGCCUGUUGGCUCCAGCUGGACUGGUGCACCUGUUUUUAAGACUGUAUUCUUUACUGGAAUUUGAACAUAUUUUGCAUGCAGUUGGUUAUGCGUGGUUUGUUUUUUUAAGGGCAAAACUACUAACUACUUUAUUGUUUGUAAGUAAACAAAAUGUUUUUAGUGAUAAAACCUUGCCAUUGUCAAUUCUGAAUCUACUGACAAAUGUAUAAAAAAAU
Molecule: messenger RNA, 2498 nt
Organism: Trichobilharzia szidati
Lineage: Eukaryota; Metazoa; Platyhelminthes; Trematoda; Strigeidida; Schistosomatidae
Source: the annotation of a GenBank genome assembly